This is a messenger RNA of Microthlaspi erraticum, 486 nucleotides long. Lineage: Eukaryota; Viridiplantae; Streptophyta; Magnoliopsida; Brassicales; Brassicaceae. The record is from the annotation of a GenBank genome assembly.
AUGCAGAUCAUGGUUUGUUUGGCAUCCGUGUAUGGAGCGUGGACUAUCAGAGACAGAAAAUGGUAUUUUGAGGUUGAGAAAACGAGAGGAGGUAGAAUGUUCUACCUGCAGGAUGAUUGUAAACAUGAAGAGCUGGUUGAAAUGGUUGUGAACGACUACAUGUUGCAAGUUAAUGGCGAGCUGCUGGAGUUGUCAUAUCCAUUACCAGCUGCUAUGAUGGAGAAAUUGCCAACGGAUUCACCUCCUAUGUAUGUGACGAACGACAGACAAGUUGGGAGCUUGGUGGAGUUAUGUAAGGAGCAUGUGGUCCGUCUUUGCGUCUCGACCCGCGUUGGUAUGGGAAGGAACUACAACGAACCAAUACAUGAGUGUGUCCAAGAAGAAAAGUCUGAAGAGGUGGAUAAAGAACACGUGGAAGAAGAAUUCGGUGAUGAAGGCUGGGAUGAUAACGACUAUGAUGAUGUAAACUGGAAUGACAAAGCAUGA